Wyeomyia smithii (pitcher-plant mosquito) is the source of this 1916-nucleotide messenger RNA. Its product is annotated as zinc finger protein 239-like. The transcript has 3 exons. The record is from RefSeq and is a predicted model, not a curated record. Bases 110 to 1201 code for a protein of 363 amino acids. NCBI's taxonomy places the organism in Eukaryota, Metazoa, Arthropoda, Insecta, Diptera, Culicidae.
UAAUCGAUAUGUCAGCUCAAUCGAGAACGGACAUCACUAGUGUCAAUUUAAGCAGCGUUUAAACAAUAACAAAAAAUCGAAGAAUUUAACGUAAAUAUUAAAAACCAUAAUGAGUUCUGUUUGUGAAAUUGACGUGAAAGAUUCUUUUCUUGAGAGUAGUAUUAAAGUCGAGGAUGCACGCCUGAGUAAACCAACGAGAAGCAAAAUCGCCAGCAAACGAUCACCUCUUAGCUGCGAGAUCUGCGGUAAGACGUUCGCACAAACUUUACUUUUUACCUCACACGUACGGGUGCAUUCCGGGGUGAGUCCUUUCGAAUGUGACGCGUGUGGAAGCUCGUACUCUAGUUCGCAUCAGCUGGAGAAACACCUCGAGUCCGGGACACAUGCACGUGCACGCCCCUUUAAAUGUGAACUGUGCGACCAACAAUACACAACCAGAAAAUACUACUUAUCUCAUAUGCAUAAACACUCCGGAAACCACGUAGUCAAGUGUGAUGUGUGCGGGAAAGAUUGCAAAUCAAUAGUAAACCGGCAGAUUCAUAUGAGAGAACAUCGUAGAAUCCCUGGAACAGAAAGAUCGUACGAGUGCGAGAUCUGCAGCAAAACGUUCGCGACAAAAUACCUCGUGAAACGGCAUCUGCUGGUGCAUACCGGCGAGAGGCAGUUCAAGUGCAACGAGUGCGAGAAAGCAUUUGCCUACCAGUAUCAACUUGACCGGCACGAGAUGACACACUCUGGCAAGCAACCUCGCAAGUUCGAAUGCGACAUUUGCGGGAGAGUGUAUGGAUUCAGGAAAGGCUUAGAAAUGCACACAAAGAUUCAUUUGGGCGAAGAGCCUUUCAAGUGCGACAUCUGCGGUAAGAGCUACACCGCAGGCCAGUACUUAAAGGCACACCAGAGGCGACACACAGGAGAACCUCUUCCCAGUUGUGACAUUUGCGGUAAGAAGUCUAUGCAUAUGCGAAGGCACCGAGCGACGCAUUUGCACUCGAGCGAUCGGCCGCGCAAGUGCAGCAUCUGUGGCAAGGGGUAUAUUACCAAAUGCGCAUUGCUUGCCCACACCCGGACCCACAGCGGGGAACGUCCACACAAAUGCACUGUGUGUGGCAAAUCUUUUCUACAUCAGCAGGGCUUGGAUAAACAUACGAAAAGCCAUGGGAAAGAUCUAGAGGGUCAGAAAAUGGGUUCUACAUGCGGAUAGGAAAGUUCACGCGUGAAAUGCUGUUCGGCAGAUACAACAAAAAGCUAUUUCUUAAUCGAAUUUUGUGACUCCAAUGGAAUGUGGAUUUAUUUAUCGACAACAAAAAAGAUCAAUCUGAAGCAAGUUUUAAGGGAAAAAUCGGCUUUUCAAUAGGGCAACACAAAGUGUACUCAUAAUUAAACUUCAUCACACACUGCCAAACCUAUUAUUGCUUGACUUAAGUGGCAUAGAAAAAUGCAUAGAAUUAAUUUGAAAUCGUAUGGAAUAUUUUAGUCUUCCGAUAAUAGGUUUUUAAUACACUUAACGAUAAAUUCACGGUGGAAUAGGAAUAGAAAUUUGACCAGAAUUCAGAUUGUGAAUGGUGUGCAGCAACUUCCUUAGACUACGGUAAUAAUUAAGGAAUAAAAUAAAAUUCAUAAAAUUUCCUCAUAUCUUAAUAACUGAAAGACCAUCUCAAGUAUUAGAAAAAUGAGCACUGGUUUGCGCGGAGCCACCCGCGCCGCGAUAAACGUCAGAGGUACCCUAUUUACCCCUGAAUAAUCAACACCAUUCCGGACUGCACCUGCCAUUAAGCCCAAGUUUACGAGCUGUCUACCAAAAAAACGACCCCCUGUAAUUGGACUGUGCCGAAAACGAUAGCGAAAAACGAAAAACUUCGUUUGGGAAUUGAGAAAGUUUCUUUUCUACCACGGUUCACAAAAAUUCAAUGGGUAAU